Molecule: messenger RNA, 1848 nt
Organism: Naegleria gruberi
Lineage: Eukaryota; Heterolobosea; Eutetramitea; Acrasida; Naegleriidae
Exons: 1
Coding region: 1-1848 (615 amino acids)
Source: RefSeq, a predicted model, not a curated record
AUGUUAGUAGAAUUAUCAGACACUGUGAAUGAAAAGGGAGAAAAAGUUAAUCUAAGGCCUAUUAAGAUUGUUAUUCAGAAGUCAGCUCCGAAGGCUGUGUAUCCUCUAUUGUAUGUGAAAACGUUUAACGGAAAACCAACAGAAAGCAUAAUUUACAAAGAUGACAUUCUUGUUCCAACUUGUGAUGAUUCUUCAAAAUCAGCAGCUCCAACUUGUGGUUGGGUAAAGGAUAGCCAAGGAAACAAAAUACCUGAUAGCCAAGGCUUUUGUUGCUCCUGUUCAGUAGGACAAAUGUUCGGGGACAGUUCAGCGUCUAAUAGAGGCGCUCUUAAUUGUGGAUUUAUGCAAAUGAAGUCUUCUGCUCACUGUUUACGUCUGGGAGAAGUUUACUGGGAUGCUUAUGAAAUAGAAGGUUAUGUUAUGUCAUUUGAAAUAUCAGUAUUCAUAGGUGAAACUGGGUUUGAUGAUAUUGGAAAAGUCACUGUUUCACCAUCAUCUAAGUUAGCCCAACUGCCAAAAGGAGGAAGAGUAGAGCUUGAAGGGGACUUCUCUGCUUACAAAUCAGUCCCACUUUAUGAAAGCAAGUAUCUAUUCAUUCCAAGCUCUCCCAAAACAAGUCCAAUAGUGGUCAACGGCCAAGCCAACUGGAUGUUUAUUGACAAAUCAAUGGUUACCUUAAGUGGUUCAGAAUGCGAUAAAAUUGGUGUGUCAUAUGCUCAGUUCAGAAACCAACCAAAUGCAUGCUCAAGACCAGCACUUACUUGUCUAGCAAAUCAAAUAGAAGAUCUAAGACUUGCAGACGUUGAAUUAAUGAAAUCAGGCCUAAAAUCUGGAAAAUAUAUUGUUUCGAAUUUUGGAUCAUUUGCUGUUAACAAAACCAAUACAGGAAAUGUAUUAGAAAAGUAUUUGGAUGAAGAUACUAAUUCUCAGAUCAAUUUGUAUAUUAAUGGUGAAAAUGUAAAGUUUCUAAUAACCAAAAGUGCAGCUGAAAUUUCAGAAGCAUAUGUUAAAACAUUUACUUCCCUUUCCAAAGAAGGUGAAAUGUUGGUUAGUGUGAAAAACAAAGGCGCAAAUGGUUGUUCCUACGUUGUAACAGUAACAGAAUGCAGUGACAACAUUCUUACAAUUGUUCAACAAACAGUAUUUGUAGAUGCAUCUAAUAAGAAAGAAUUAACCUUUCAAGUUAGAUCAGAGCAGAAACUAGCCACAACCAAUCAGUGCAAAGUAACUCUGUUGUUUUCUGAUGGUGAAAAAAUUCAAGAUAUCACAGUUACCUUUGACUCAAAGGAUUACGCUUAUGAAAAUGCAAUGGAAAGCAGUGGAGAACAAACAGGAAAAGUGGAAACAGAAGGAGAUCACUCACUAGGUCAAUGUAAAUGUAACUCCCCAUUCGAUGUGGUCUGUAUUGUUCUCAAUUCAAGCUCAUGUACCUCCUACAUUAUUGGUUGGGUUGCCUCAAUAGUUGGUAUUAUUGCAACUCCUGUAAUCUUUGUCUUUUUGUGGAGAUGUGGUCUAUUUGGCCUAAUGUUCAAGACGUGUAAAUGUUGUGCUUGUUGCUGUUCCUUUCUUCCAACAAGUAUUAUGAAUUGUCUUAUUGGUCCUUAUAAGAAGAAAUCCAAAAAAUCCAAGAAAUCCAAAAAGAAGAAACGUCACCACUCUUCCUCUGAUAGUGAAGAUGAAAAGAAAUCCAAAAAGAAAAAGAAGAAGAGCAAGAAGAAUAAGAAGAGAAGGAAGAAGAGACGUCAACAACGUAGAGAUGAUUUUGAAAUGGACUAUUACAAUGACAGAUACUCAAAGAGGAGAAGUCACAAGGAUAUUGAACAUGAUCCAAUUGCUAGGUAUAAAUAG